Pocillopora meandrina is the source of this 7059-nucleotide messenger RNA. The record is from the annotation of a GenBank genome assembly. NCBI's taxonomy places the organism in Eukaryota, Metazoa, Cnidaria, Anthozoa, Scleractinia, Pocilloporidae.
AUGGGAUGCUUCCUUGGGAGUUUGAGAGCAAAACCAUCGUUAUGUACACUACUUUUGUGGAUACUAACAAGUUUGGAAAAAGUAGGCAAGUUGUUGGAGAUUGUUUCUGUUAAGGUUCUUAGCUACUUCCUUACUUUGACGAAGUGUACAGUUUCUGUUUUUUCGAGCAAGGCCUAAAUGCCUGUGAAAUAUACUUCGGGGAAAUGACAAGACUUCAAAGCUACUUAAUUGAGAUUCAACGUUAAAUUAAUUAUUAAACAGGCUUCUUCGACAUCAUCGAUCUUCAAUGAAUGUUUCAAAAUUAUACUCUCUCCUUUUACUCGGCCUUAAUUUGACCUCACUUAGUUUGAUUGCACAUGUAUAAUAAUUCUUACUUUCAUUCCACUAUUUGUCCCUGACGCUAGUCAGUUGUUAGGCGAGAUAUGCUCGGCAAAAUGCCCAACAAUAUUGUUUGCCACGUGGCGUAAUGCGGCGUCAGCUCGCUGAUUUCACUUUUAUCUGCUAUAGUGCGGAAGCGUACAUUUGUCCUGCAAUGAAACUUAUAAUGCAUUUCAUUCUUUAGGAAUUUCUUAAUACUAAGAUUACUUUGAUUUAGCCUAACUUGCAUCGUUUGAAUUUCCUUAGAGCUACAGUCUGUAUGGAUUUCCUCUCCUCCAAAUCCAACCUCUGUCAUCGAAAAUAAGAAUCUUAAUCUACAAUGGAGCUACAAGAUUGAUGGUUCACUGACAUUUGCCAAGUUUUUUCGAAUCGGUGAUGGCCGAUCAGAGAAGCUGAUAGCUCUAAAGUCAUCGUCUAACAGCUCUGUCGAUGUGGAUUCAGCCUUUCGCGAUCGAUUUAUUUUUAACAUUUCAAAUGAUCAAGCUUUGGUUACACUUGUUGCUGUGCAAAGAUCAGACAGUGCCACAUAUCGCCUUCAGAUAGCCAACCAGGAUCUGCUUGAAAUCGACAAAGAUGUGAAGAUCAGAGUCCUAUGUAAGUAAACCGCAUUGUGCUUAAUCAAGUGCAAACGAAUCAAUUUAAUACUUAGCUUUGAUGCAUCUCAUGCGAUUGUAAACAAUAGUUGAGAACUGCCUUUUCGAGUCGAAAAAUGACAUUAGGAGCAAACGAAAAAAGAAUUAAAAAACCUUUUGCUGUCUGCUCAUAGCUGUUUGUGUAUAUUUAAAGUUAGAUUGUACACCGUCUAACUACGGAUAACAGGAAUAGCGAGAACAGAAUCAGAGCUUAUGUGUGCAGUCUACAGUUGACGUAAGAGUCACGCUUAAACUGAUGUCCACCAGGAUCUUCGCCGGCCUUGAAUUGUUUUGAAAGGUCGCCUGCUCCUUUUUUCUCAGGAACUUAAAUCUGUAGAAUCAUUUCGGAAAAAGGUGAAAGGAAAACAAAAAGAAAAGUGCACUGAGAUACUUUUAUGGAGUUUACUUUCGGUAAAUUACAAGAAAUAGCUACACUGGCUCUUUCUUUCUCGGAAAGAUAAUUCUCCGAAUCUUUGCGGUUUUUACGUUCAGAUAUCGUUUGGUGCGUGAAUGAAAUUUGAGAACUUUCUAAGAGUUAACGAAUAUCUUAUAUAUUCUAUGGAAACAAAUGAAGAGAAAAAAUGAGAUACACAUAAAAAGAAAGGAAUCAACAAAGUAUUUUAAUCCUUUUUAAAUACUGUAUUAUCAAAACACGAAAGUGUUUGCUCUCUGCAAAAUUGAAAAGAUCAAACAAACGAACAAAAGGCCGGAGUUGCCUUCACUUGGGCCUCCCCUCUGAUGAGGGGGAUGUCACUAAACAGAGUAGCGCAGUAACGAGUAACGGAGUGACAAGAAAACAAGUAACGGCACUAAGACCUUGACAGUAAGUGAUUUCGUGACUUUUUGCCAGCUUUCGAAGCAGUCUUAAGAAGUGAAACCGAAAACAUCGCGGGAUUUUCUGAUUUCACCUUCUUUUUAGAGCUUAUUCUUAGCAUCGUUGAAAAAAAACUAGUAGUAAGAGAGGCAAACCCAACACUGUUGUGAAUCGUGUCCAUUUUUUACGAUUUUGAUGUGAAACACGAGCCAUAGGAGGUCAUUCACUGAUUGAUUUCAUGAAGAAAAAUCUCAGUAAACAAAGAUCGUCGCGCUAAAAUGUCAACAAGCGACUGUAAGACGCGGUUUUGAUAAUUAGAGAAUAAUACAUGGGCGCGCAUGGAUAUGGAUUUUUUUUCUUGAGCUGUCGAGUAAACACGGGAAGAGAAAUUCCAUAUCUACAAGCAACCAUGUAUUACUUUGUUUAUUAUAUAAACACAAUAGCCCUUUACUGACAAGAAAAGCCGACUACAUUGAUGAGUGAAAAUAAAUGAAUCGACAAUCCCCAAAUAACAAUCGUAAAGUGCGUUGGCGCUAACUCUUAAGAUGGAAAAAUGCGUUGAAUCAUGAUUAUAAAAAACAAAAAUGGUCGUAAUUUUCAAUUUACAAAAUUCUCAAAUCGUUUCAUCGGAGGACCUUUAUUUAGAUGGUCGGUGCCUGACAAAGCGCCUGCGCCGAAACGUCGGAAGUUUUUAACCCUUACGGUGGCUAACACUAAAUUACCUGUUAUACUCUCCCACCGACGCAGCAACACAGUUUCUUUAGAAACUUACCCCUUUAUUUUUGGAAGAUAGGCGAGGACCACGGUGGAAUUUUCAACUUGGGCUUUUCCACUGGAAAGCCGAUUAAUUUUACUUUUUAUGAAAGAACAUUCUAUCCCUGAAAGCUAGUGAUAUUUCCAUAACCAAAAAUGUAAUGGUAAUAAUUGCAGGGCAAUUUUUGGGGUUUACUUUAUCACGAAAUCGCUCCCUUAAUUAAAACCGCAAAGGCAUUAUAUAAUGUGAAAUAACUUAAAUUCUUUCCUUCUAGUAUGUCAAGGCAUCGCAACCACCAUAACAACUUAGCUCGACUACGAGUAGCAUUCAAUUUUCGUAAGUAGGUUCUACCAGCAUCCGAUUUCUCUUACUUGUUGUGCCUUUUUUGUUUAACUUCAUUAUUCCAUGAGCGCGCGUAGGAUUUGAGAUUAUAAAUAGUCAACGAUGCACAUUGCGUCGAGUUGGUUAAUUAUAAUCAAUGUCUAUCCCACUUUACGAUAAUACUGUGGAAAGCUUACUAAAAUUUCUUUCAAUCUCUAACAUUAUUUUCAAGUAAAAAAUGACCGGACUUCAAUGUUACUUCAGACCGCCUAAGAGGCUAAACUUGAAUCACAUGACCUUGGGCAUUUUUUUUUUUUUACUUUUUCUACCAAAAUGACAUAUGCAUAGACUAUACUUAUUUUGUCUCCUUGCCACUGCACAGGAGAAGCUUUUGCUUCAAGCCGAAAAAAAAAUCUUCGGCCUAGCAUCACUUGGGUGAAUUAUUUAUCAUAGAAGGUGAUUCGCUAUAUGAGCUGGUAGACAAUACCCUAUGAUCAAAUUACGAAUUGAUGAUUACUACAAUAAUGAUAAUAACAAUAAUAAUAAUAAAAAUAAUAAUUGUCAUUUUUAUUAUUGCAGUAUUAUUUUAGUGGUAUUUUAUCUCCUUAUUAAUAUUUGUUAUUGCGUCGGGUUUCGAGCUCCAAGAUCUUCUAAAGAUCAAUUUAAACAAACCUGUAUCAAAUCUUAUCGUGCUAUACAUUCUGUGGACUAAAAUAAGGACAAAAAACAUUAAUUUCAGCGGAAAAGUGCCUUAGUAGUAUUUUUAUUCAUACUUACGACAUUUAGAAUUUUCUUAUGUCUCUAUCGUGUCUUUUGAUUUCGUAUUCUGUUCAAAGUAUAUUCAGUAGCUGUAACGUGCUCUUAGAUUUGGAGAGUGUCUUUAGCUUGUGCCGAUCUGUAAUAAACAUAAGAUACGAAAGGGUUAUAUAGACCCCUACAGCCGACAAUUUAUAGGAUAAUUAGUUCAACAAAUGCAGAUAAAAUUGAGGAGAAGUGAUUGAUUUUAUUUCAUUUUCUUGGUUGGAGACUUUGACUUUUUGUUAUGAUGAGAUUACGAGAACAAACAAUCGAACUCUAUUUUUUUUCUUCUUUCUCGUUCUCCUUUUUCUCAUCUUGUACCCAAAUAAAAGGCUGUGGUUAGACGUUUCUUCUUGUAAUUACAUCCGUAUUCCUCAGCUCCUUUAUGAUUUCCCCUGCUGUUCAGAAGGCCAAUCCGAAAAGCUGAUGAGCUUCUCCUCUGAUUUUGUUUUUCUAUUUUUCUUGUAGUUCAGCCAACUAAAACAUCAAAGCAAUGCCCUAGUGCAGUUACGGAAGGUCAUACUGUCAAACUUCUAUGUAAUUUUACCGGCGACCCAUUGCCAAGUGUUGCAUGGAACAGAGCGGAUACAAGAAAGACACUUUCAAACAGUGGAGUACUGUUUUUAAAAGACAUCAAACGCAGUGACUCUGGCAUAUACGAGUGCCUUGCUUGGAAUGGCAUUGGAAACAACAGCACGGAAUUUUGCAUGAUUGAUGUAAACUGUAAGUAACCAGGGUAACUGAAGGUGCCCGGCUAAUUCACGUCAACAAAUUCCUUGCAAGUACUUAUCACAACAUAGAAAAAUAAAAUCUCGAACUUCUGCUUCUCAACAGAUCCUGCCCAGAUAACAGAUAUAUCUAGCAAUCAGACAGUUCAGGUGGGUAAAAAGGUAUCCCUCUACUGUCGAGCGAUUGGAAAUCCAGUACCGACUAUAUCUUGGAAUCACGAAAAAAAUGUCGGACGUAGAAGUGAACUUUAUUUUGAUUCAGCGAGACUCGGCGACCAAGGAUGGUAUAAAUGCACGGCAAAAAAUGGAAUUGGCUCUCCAGCCACUGCCCGUACAUAUCUUGAUGUUGCAGGUAAGUAGAUCUGCUCUCUUAUGAUAUUUAAUUUUGCAGCAGUUUAAAGUGUUUUUUUUUUAUCGAAACAGAAAUGUAGCAUCAAAAACACUUCCGUUGUUUCUUGCUUAAGUUCCUCUUAUUUCACUUCUAGUCUAAAGAAAAUUGACAGCUCAACUUUUACCUUUUCUAAGUGGGCAAAUAUUGAUGAGACUAUUUCUUCUUAGUCAUGGACCGCAGGCACAGAGAAUGGUUGAGUACUAUUGACUGUGAGAUUUCUAUUAAAAAGUAUUUUUUUUAAGCAUUGUCCAAAAUGGUUUCAUUAUUUUUUAAAAUUCCAUUUCUUUGACGGAUCCUAGCUUUCACAAUUUUGCGUUUGUUUUUUCCAAUGUGACUCUGGAAAAGGUUCAGUAAUUUAUAUACAUUUUGCGACUAUUAAACAAGGUUAGCAACACUGCUGCUUUAAUUCCUCCUGUAUGUUUCCUGGUUUUUGUUGUUUUUUUGCUCUUUCUAUAUUUUGAUUUGCUGAGAGGACUGAGAGCUUUGUUUUUCCUCUUUAGAAAGAGCCAGUAAUUUGGUUAAUGCAAAGAUGACAAUCACUAACGAGAAAUUUGACAUAAGUCUCAGAAACAAAGAAAGCAGAAGAUAUCAGAACCUCUCAAAGCAGGUUAUUGUAGCGGUAAGUUUUUAGUUUAUUGGCAUGCUAAAGAAUGACAUAUCCUUAAGAUCCUAAAAAGAUUACAAAUCCGUGUUGACAAAUUGUUUUCAUUUUUUUUUAGGUUGAAGAUCUCUUUAGAAAUGAUCACAGCUACAACAGCACUGAAGUCGUACGUUUCGAGUGGGUGACUCUUAGCUUUUUCCAAAAUCCCUAUAAUAUAGAUUUUACUAUAGAUUUUACGUAUAUUUAUUUUUCUUAUCUUGUGUCUAAUUUUCUUUCUUUUAACAGAAGUGGCAGCGUGGUUGUAAUUUUCAAUUUAAGAUUCGAGCAAGCAGUGGAUAUUGACAGGAUCAUUUCUGUCUUGAAACACGCCGCACGAGACAGAAAACUUGGAAAAUUGAUUAUAGACCCAUCGUCGAUAGCGGCACUUCAAGAUUACAUUCAUCAAACGACAAGAUCGCCGAGGGUAUCCUCUUCAGGUAUUUGACUAUUAUUCUGUAAAGUGGCCGGGUCUGGACCCCACAAGCAGGGCAUUUCACAGGCGGCCCAAUCUCACGUCUCGAGAAAAAGCAAACAAUUAAUUCAUGAAAACGCGCUCGGGCCGCCUUUGGGCAUUUAAGCUUAAUCGUCGCGGAAUAGAUAAUUUAAUGCAAAUAAACCUUUCCCCCCUCAAUUUUAGUUGUGGUGUAAUCUAAUUGUAAUAAGAAGAGCCCACUUCUGGUAGGCACUAUUCACUUGAAAAUUUGUAAUGCAUUGCUGAAUGCUAGCAAAAUUUCUGAGGCAGUUAUUGAAAUUUUGUAUUUCUGCUGCACAGAUGAGCUGCGGGAUCAAAACUAACCAAUAAGAGCCUUCGUUUUUUAGAAAUGAAAAAAUAGCAAUGGUACCACUUACAUGGUAAUGCAUACAAUGUAGACUUUAUAACUAGAUCCAUGCAACUUGAGCUCUGGUCCCAUCUUAGAGCCAAAAGCGGUUCUUUUUUACUCUACAGGUAGUUUAUGUAUAAGUGGUUUUAUCAUUGAUUACAAAAAGGUAUCGCAGAAGCAGCGUCCACUCUUUAACCAACGAAAUAGAAUAUACAUCUUUAGCAUAAUUGCUGCGGUGAUUAGAAAGAUGCGCGAGCUCUGAUUGGUCGAGGAUUGCGUCAUAUCUCGCGAUAAUCACCUAGCGCGAGGUGACUGUAGUAGAAGCGCUAAAUUUCAAAAUAGCUGACUCGGGUAUUGUCAGUGUUACCUAGGAAGUGAUGAACUGGAUACAAAAAAUUCAGUUCCGAAUUGAAUUAAAUGAACUUAUCAAAUGCGAGUGGAAACUGGCUCUUUAUCUCGAUAAGAGUAAUCAAGACAAUGAAAACAGAAUGGUUUCAAGAGCAAAAUGAAUAGUUACAACGGAAUUAGAAGGCACCUGAAUAUUCACCGAGCCUGAGGCGAAUAAUUGUUAAAUACCCUCCUUUAGGCGGUUGGAGUGGGUUCGUGGAGGUUUCUGCUUCAGAAAAAAAUGCAUAAUUUUGUUUUUGAAAUUUACAAAUCAUCAGCAAAUAUUUAUUUCGUUAGGGUCCAAAUGGACUAUAGUCGGUGCUUCGACAGGAUCUGUGCUUUUUAUCAUGAUCUGUAUACUCUGGUUUUGUUGGAGACGAAGGAAACGACGUAAG